UGGCACCAAAGCCAUUCAAGCAAAUUACUGUAGACACAAAAAAAAGAAACAAAGAAAAGAAAGAAACUGUAGACAGUGCUACACUUCUGCUAGACGACUCUAGUGAAAGUGUGAAACUGUGAAAGGGAAGCGAAGAAGAUGACAAGCCACCUGUCCCUGUCCCUAUCCAUCCCUCCCCUUUGACCCCCGACAUUCCUUCCACCCAUGGACGACCACGCCGGCGGGCCCCACGACCACCGCCCCUCGCCGCCGCCGUCGUCGGACGCCGGCAAGCGGCGGCGCGUCCCCAACGUCCGCCUCGCGGGCUCCGUCCCGCCCCCCUCCCACCUCCCGCACCCGCGCCGCGUCCCCAUCGUCCCCGCCACCAGGUCCCGCAUACCCCUGCACCUCCAGCAACCGCACCAGCACACCAACCACCACCAAAUCCCCUCUGCUGACCCGCCCCAAACCCUCCCAAAACCCCCCGCCGACAGCGGCGACGACCUCGUCCUCGCCGCCGCCUUCCCCCGCAAGCCGAGGGUUCCGGCGGGGCCAGCGGCGGCGGGGAAGGCAAACGGAAGGGCGGAGGGGACGGACACGGAGACGGAGACGGAGGAGUACGAGGAGGCGGGGGAGGAGGUGGCCGAUGUGGCGGGGUGGCUGUGGGGGAUGGGGAUGGGCCGCUACGCGGCGGCGUUCCAGGCGCACGAGGUGGACGCCGCGGUGCUGCCCUGCCUCACCAUGGACGACCUCCGGGACAUGGGCAUCGGCGCCGUCGGGGCGCGCCGCAAGCUCUUCUGCGCCAUCCAGAGGCUCACCCCGCCUCCGCCGGCACGGAGGUGAAACGUUCUGCCUGCCCCCCUUCCUGCUGUGGGCGUGCUAGCUAGCUGGUUCGGCGGCCUCGCCUUGCUAGGGGACUUGGGAUGCGCGGGGCGUAGGAGUAGCAGGUGUCCAAAGUGUAAAAAUGGCAAGGUUUCAUCUUUUGCUUAGCUCCAGAAAUGGUAGCAUGGUCGGUUCGAGGCUCGGGCGUGUAGUGCGUAAAUGUGGAUAAGGUGAAACAGAAUGCUAACUCUAAUGCUUUUGGUGUUGUAUAGUGUUUUCAUGGAAAUGCUAGGUGCUGUGUCGUAGGCUGUAAAUAUGAAAGGAUGAAAUGGUAAUGCUGGGUUGCUUUGCUGACCUCAUGUUUCGAUA
This is a messenger RNA of Setaria italica (foxtail millet), 1170 nucleotides long. Its product is annotated as protein Smaug homolog 2-like. NCBI's taxonomy places the organism in Eukaryota, Viridiplantae, Streptophyta, Magnoliopsida, Poales, Poaceae. The coding region runs from base 205 to 822 and encodes 205 amino acids. Gene Ontology annotation, molecular function: protein binding. The transcript has a single exon. The record is from RefSeq and is a predicted model, not a curated record.